CUAACGAUGGAGGGUAAACUCGACAGGAUCCGCAAUCAAGCUGAAGCCAAGCUUGAAAACCAAAAAUUGUAUGGACAGACACUCUUAGCAAUCGAGGAGACGAUCCGUGAAAACAAUGCCGAGCUUUCUCCUAUUGCUUACUUUGGUGCCAUUAUGAGCACUCUUGAAUCAUCUCAAGGAAGCCUUGAAAUUAACGGAGCUCUCUUGUAUCUCCUUGAUGAAGUAAUCCCUUUCCUCCCUCCCACCGUUCUUCGUUCCAAAUUCAGUUCCGUUAAUGCUAUUCUCGAAGCCGCCUACGAACAAUACAAGUCGGAACAGCCUGUCGUACGAUCAAUUAUUGGAUGCUGGCAGGAACUUUUGGCUAACCAGGAUCUCAAUGGAUGGUCUAUGCCUAUAACCAAGAAAGCUUAUCAGAUUUUGUUGAUCCUUUGUGCUAACACUCAAGCCAAAGCACGAAAGAGGGCACACGAUGCUAUCCGUUCCAUUCUUUCUAGACCUCCUCCCCCUACCAUUACCCAUCCUGCUGCAAGCAUGACAGCUGACUUCAUUCUCCGUGUUCUCCACGAAACAACAAAAUCAGACCAACAUGCUGCUCAACAAAUCCUCGCCCUCCUCCAAUCAAUUGUUCCUUACUGGCCUGUUAACCGCUUCAACACUCUUUGCCAGACUUUGUUGCAGCUGCCCAAGUUUAACAACAUCUUUUUGACAAAAGCUUCGUUUGACGUGUUCCAAGCAUUAUUUGAAGCAGAAGAAAAUGAUAUGGAUGAGGAAAAGUUCCUGAGCCUCCUUGGGGCAAUUUGCGAGCUUAAGCCUGCUGCUAUUGAUGAUCGUUUACUGCCCACGUGGUUAUUGAUCAUUAGUAAAGCCUAUCCAGCAUUUGCAAAGAUUAACAAGACCCGAUGCGCAACUGACCUUCCUAUCAUUUACACUCUUAUCUUCAAAGAUUUGAACCAAGAAUCGAAGUGCUACCGCGAGAUUGCUGCUUGUCUCAGCACCUUGAUUGAGACUUGUGUUACUGAUGAAAUGAUUGAACAGGCCCACGCUGGUCAGAAUAAUGGAUUGGUUGAUAUGAUUUGUAUGGCUGAGUCUGGUUUGGGCAUUUACUACCAGGCAGCAUGGCAGCACAUAAUGGUAGUCAUGCACACAUUUUUCUAUAAACUCAAGCGUUACUCGGUUCCUUUGAUGAAUGGUUGUCUUGCCCGACUUGGCGAGCUCCGUUUGACUCCUGCCGAAAACUACAAGGAACAAUUGGAUAAGACUUUGGGUGCAGCUAUUGCUACCAUGGGCCCCGAAGCUUUCUUAGCAAUCUUGCCACUUAACCUUGAAACCCCUAGUUCCUCGGAUUCAGUCGGACGUGCUUUCCUUUUGCCUCUUCUUAAAGCCUACACCACCAACACUUCGCUAGGCUUCUUUGCUAACUUCUUCAUUCCUCUGGGUGACCGUCUUGCUGAGCGCGGCCAGUCAGCCGCCGAGCGUGGUUUGGACUUACAAGCUAAACUUUACGAGACAUUGGUGAAUCAGAUCUGGAGUCUUGCACCUGGCUUUUGUGAUUUGCCUUACGACCUUUGUGAAGCUUUCAAUGAUCAAAUUGCCGAACGUUUUGGUUCCAUUCUUUACACCCAACCCGAAUUGCGCCCAACAAUUGCUAAGGCUCUCCAGCUUUUGAUUGAGAAGAACAGAGGCCUUGCCAAAUCAGACGCAACCGAUGCUGAUCUUAAGAAAGCAUAUGGUGUAUCCAAAACUGAAGCUCUUGCCAAUGUUGAACAUCUGAGUAAAUUUGCUGUCAACUUCCUUGCAGUAUUUUUCAAUGUGUACAGCCAGAUUGCGCCUGUCCACAGAGGUUUCUUGAGUAAUCUUAUUGAUGCUUACUUGAGUAUCACUAGCCCUCAGGAUAUUAACAUCACCUUCCAAAAAGUUUUGGGUCUUCUGUCCCAGUCCCUCGAAAACCCUGAAGAAAUCUCCCCAGACCCUGCCGCUCCUCCCCCCAUGGCCCACACCAUGCUUGAUCUUGCUACAAUCAUGGUGCCUUUCUUAGACUUCCAGUCUAUCGAAAUCCUUUAUAAUGGCGUUGUCUCUACUUUGAUUGAAAAAGAAAAUCAGCCCACAUUACAAAAGAAGGGCUACAAGAUCCUUUCCCACUUGAUGGAUUAUAAUGUUGGCCGCCAAGUAAUCUUGAGCCAUAUUGACGAUGUCCAGGAGAAGCUGUUGGCUGCAACCGGCUCUUGUUCUUUGGCUGCAAAGAAGCAUCGUGUCCUGACUCUUGUUCAGAUCGUUCGCCUACUCCCAUCUUCUGAUCUCCAUUUCAUUCCUGCUAUUUUGUCCGAGGCAGUCAUCAGUACCAAGGGUAACAACGAGGCUAUGCGUAACCAUUCUUUCACUCUCCUCGUUGAAAUGGGAAAGAGAAUGAAGGAAGGUGGCAUAGUAAAGAAAAGCAAACUUGAAGGACUUGAAGAUAGUGUGCCUGAUGCUCCUGCCUCUAUCAGUGAGUUCUUCAUGAUGGUUACUGCUGGUUUGGCAGGUACAACUGCGCACAUGAUUGCUGCUACUGUUACAGCACUCGCACGUAUUAUUUUUGAAUUCAAGGAUGACAUGUCUCCCGAGCUGGCUUCUGAACUCCUUCAAACCAUGAACGUUUUUGUCGCCUCCAACAACAGAGAAAUUGUUCGCGCCGCUCUUGGCUACACCAAGGUGUGCGUUGUUAUCCUCGAUACCUCCAUUAUUGAACCUCAGCUUCCUGCUGUCAUCUCCAGUAUGCUUAAGUGCAGCCACCAACAUCGUGUCCAUUUCAAAAUCAAGCUCCGUCAUAUUUUCGAACGUCUUAUUCGUCGUUUCAGUUAUGAAACUAUCGCCUCCUUAGUUCCCGAAGAUGACAAGAAGCUUAUUGCAAAUAUCCAAAAGCGCCGCCUCCAGGCUAAGCGCAAGAAGGCAUUUACUCACGAUAAGGACGAGGACGAGGAUGAUGUUAUUGGUGCUCGCGAAACAGUCAGCAAACUUGCUGUUCACAAUGAUGCCUUUGAGGAAAUUGUAUAUGGUAGCGAAAGUGAAUUGGAAGAUUCAGACAAUGAAGACCAGCCUACUGGUAGAGCACCACUUGGUGGAAAUGACAAGAAGAAAAACAAGAAAAAGAGCAUGGACACAACUUAUAUUCGCGAAGAUGAAGAGAGUGGACCUGUUGAUUUCUUGGAUCCCUCUGCCUUGGGCCGUAUUUCAUCUGCUAAACCUGUACAGCGAAAACAGAGAAACCUUGAGAGAUCUUCUGGAUUUGCUCAGAGUGAGGAUGGUCGUAUGGUGAUUGGUGGAUCAAAUACCGAAGACAAGAACAAUGUAGAGGAAUCACCAGAAGAAAAUUACUACAUGCAAGCUCAGAAUAGUGCCGAUGGUUUCGUUCGUGAUAGACACAACAAGAUUAAGUUCAAGAAGGGCAAGAAUGGAGCAAAUGAUGAUGACCAUAUGGAUUUGGAUGACGGAUCUGCGGUGAAGCAGAUUAAGAAGAAGACACAGCAGUAUGAGAGAAUCGGAAAAGAAUUCAAAGCAAAGAGAGCUGGCGGUGAUGUUAAACGUAAGGGUAAGGCUGAGCCUUUUGCGUACAUGCCUUUGAGCAAGGUCAUAAAGAAAAAGACACACAAUGGACCAAGGGUCACUUUUACUGGAAAAGUAAAAAAAUAAGCAUCCAUAUAUGAAUUAAUUGACAUAAAAAAUAAUAAUAAAAAGCAUUGCAUUACAGUUC
Phycomyces blakesleeanus NRRL 1555(-) is the source of this 3727-nucleotide messenger RNA. RefSeq lists its product as hypothetical. NCBI's taxonomy places the organism in Eukaryota, Fungi, Mucoromycota, Mucoromycetes, Mucorales, Phycomycetaceae. The coding region runs from base 7 to 3666 and encodes 1219 amino acids. The transcript is spliced from 12 exons. The record is from RefSeq and is a predicted model, not a curated record.